This is a messenger RNA of Amphibalanus amphitrite, 2708 nucleotides long. RefSeq lists its product as uncharacterized. The record is from RefSeq and is a predicted model, not a curated record. NCBI's taxonomy places the organism in Eukaryota, Metazoa, Arthropoda, Thecostraca, Balanomorpha, Balanidae. Bases 1 to 2331 code for a protein of 776 amino acids. The transcript is spliced from 10 exons. Gene Ontology annotation, molecular function: protein binding.
AUGGCAUCGCAAAACAAAGGCUCUGGCUCUCCGGAGGCCUUGGCUACCGUAGUCGAAUGGUGCUAUCUGCCUGCAAGGGACGCCAACCGACUGGUCACGACUGACAACUGUGCCGACAUCUACCGGGUCGCCCGUGCACUGGAAAUACCCGAGCUGAUGGAGCAGUGUCGGCGGCUGCUGGACCGCGAGGAGCCGGAGCCCGUGACCCGGGGCGGCGUCGUGACCUUUGAGUCGACUGAGGUCGAGGAGCGCAGCUGGCGACCGACCCCGUCUCGAACGGCGGCCGGCGAACACGGCAGCGCCUUCCAGCUGAGGGUGGACGCGGUGGGAGAGGAGGAGGAAGAGGAUGACAGCCCGACGCCGCGACAGCGUCCCAGACGAUCCUCGUCGUUCGGCAGCUCGUCGCCCAAGCGGUCCUACAGCCGCCUGUACACCCGCGAGGAGCACGAGGCCGCAGUCGUCAUUCAGUCGGGCUAUAGAGGUUUCCGGGCGCGUCAGCAGCUCAAAGAGCAGGGUAUCGAGCUGGGAGGAUCCGGCUCCAGACGCCGGUCGGCGACAGGCGCCUCCUACUCCCGACGCGUCUCCUCGACUCGCACCUCCCAGUCACGGCAGAUCUCCUCACCGCGGAUCGCCCAGUCACGGCCGGCGGCCCCCUCUCAGUCCUACCAGUCGGGGAAAAUAGCCUCGUCUCAGUCGACCUACUCACAGAACGUGUCCUCGUCGACACCCCGUCUGUCCAGCUCGCGCUCGGAAGGCACCACGGGUCAGAGAUCACGCUCCGAGCUGCAGAAGCAGACAUCGGGCGGUUCUGCCAGAGGGGGCGGCGACGCGGCGAUACGGCAGCCGCAGAGGAAACCCAGCGAAGCGGCGUCCGACGGGUUCCACACCGUGUACGAACACCGGUCGACGGGAGCGGUGCGGCCGAGCACACCCGAGUCGCGCCGAGACAACCGGCCGUCCCAGACGGUCACCACACGCACCUCCCGGCGAGACAACGCGGCGAGGUCGCCGGCCAGGUCACGGUCACGCUCCGGGUCACGGUCGCGGGUGUCGUUCCGCGGCGACCGGACGGCCUCGGGCACAGAAGAGUACGCGGCUGUGGUGAUCCAGCGUAACUUCCGGGCCUACUCGGCGCGCGUCCACUACGAGGAGAAGCGGUAUGCAGCGGCCACCAUCCAGCGCUUCAUGCGAGGACACCUGGCCAGAAAACAGGUGCGCGAGAUGCACGAAGCCGCCGCCAAGAUACAGAACUGCUUCCGGGAGCACCUGCACGACAAACGCGGCCGAAUGGACCCGGAGGUCAGCGGACCGGUCAGCCGCGUCGUCUCCUCCUCUUCCGACUGGAAGUGCCGCUCCCUGCUCCACCCCGAGGGUAGCACGGUGCUCGUCAUGGCCGGUCUCAACCCCAUGCAGGACUACUGCGCAAAGUACAACUCCGGACGGGACAUGUACCGGUACCAGGCCUUCCAGAACGCCUGGGAGUACGUGGGCCAGGUACCGGAGCCGCGCCACCACGCCUCUGUGGCGCACCUGCGGGGGCUGGUGUAUCUUCUGGGAGGCACGGACCCCAGCUACCGGGACGGCAGUACGCGCUGCCGGCCCCUGAACACGGUCUGGGUGCUGGACCCGAGCACCGGCGACUGGUGGCAGGGGCCGCCCAUGAGACACGCGCGCAUUCACCACGGCACCGCCGUCGCCCAGGGCCAGCUGUACGUGAUCGGCGGCCAGGACGGGGACGGGUGUGCGCUGACCAGUGUGGAGCUGUUCGACCCCGACCGGAACUCGUGGUGCGAGCUGGAGCCGCUGGCCUGUGCCCGGAUCGGAGUGGCCGCCGCCGUUCACCACCAUCGCAUCUGGGUGGUCGGCGGCAUGUGUCCCGUCAAAAAACAGGACGUUGUCAACACCGUGGAUAUCUACGACACCAUCAGAAAACGGUGGUGUCAGGGUCCGUCGCUGCGGCAGCCCCGCUGUUUCGCCCGUCUGGUGGUGUGCGCUCACCGGCUGUUUCUGAUUGGCGGAGCCGGCCGCAGCACGCGCCAUCAGAAGGCCAUCAGUAGUGUGGACACCGUGGACAGGUUUUCAGAGGAACAGCGCGCCUGGGUGCAUGUGGCUCAGAUGAAAACAUCUCGCCAUGGCCACGCCGUGGUGCCGCAGAGUGAGCUGGAGUUUCUGAUUCUGGGCGGCGUGAGCUCCCAGGACGCGGCCGCGCUCAGCCUGGUGGAGCAGUAUAACGCUCGCUCCAACCAGUGGGUGCGCGGCGUCGCCCGACUGCCCAGCCCGCUGUCGGGACUGGCUGCCGUCACCAUCCCGCCGUCCCGGCGCAAGUCGUGACGUCAUUGGCGACAGGUGACGUCAGAGUCACGGGUGACGGGUGAUGUUGACAGUUGACUGCAGACCGUCAGGUGACGUAGGAGAGGUAACGUCAGACCAUCAUUCACAGCAGACCGACAGAUGGUGUCAGAAGAGUCACUUGGCCAGCGCGACGGUGGUCGAGGGCUGAAGCCUGGUGGACAACCGCGAGGCCACUGUUCAGAGCGAGCUGUAGUGUUGACUUGAUAUUGAGUGUCCCAAUAAUGCAUGAUAUGCACAUGUUCGGGCAUCCUAUGCCCGUAUUUAUGACAAUAUCGGAUGCUUCCCUGUACUUUGAGCCUAAUGCAGCCUGUCAGCAAACAAACGACGAGCGCAAAAUACAAUUUCGUAAAAAACGU